AUGGCUCGACUACCAGACUACUCUCCGGCAGUGUGUCUGCGCCUGAUCACAGACCUGGCCGAAGGACAAGAUCACCACUGCACGUUGUGCACCUUCUUCCAUGGACGGGAGGGACAUUGCCAGCAUGGCCCAGCAACUCAGCCAUCAAUACGGACAGCCACGCCUUUCACCGAAUGCUCCUUCUACACGGCGCGAAGCGACACAUCAGACAGCGACUUCACAUUAAGCGCGAGAAGCUCAUCAAGCACGAUCAAAGCUCGGAUUCAGAUCUCAACAUCAGACCUGAAACAGCAUCAUCUGAAAAGGAAGACCUCCCCGACUGAAGUCUCCCUUCGAGAUCUGAACCUUCAGCAGGAACAUAACCUCCGCAUCCAACAGUCGGAAGAACAGCUCCAGCGAGUGUAUGAAGAACAGAUUCUAUCCUACCUGAACGCGAAUCAUGGCGAUCUGGGUACCAUCUAUGGACUUUCAGAGUAG
Molecule: messenger RNA, 477 nt
Organism: Fulvia fulva
Lineage: Eukaryota; Fungi; Ascomycota; Dothideomycetes; Mycosphaerellales; Mycosphaerellaceae
Exons: 1
Coding region: 1-477 (158 amino acids)
Source: RefSeq, a predicted model, not a curated record